AUGUCCUUCGGCUUCUCCAUCGGAGACUUCCUCGCGGUCGGCAAGCUCGUUGCCGAGAUCAUCACCUGCCUCCAAGAUGCCGGCGGCGCGAAAUCCGAUUACCAAGACCUGAUUCGCGAGCUUGAGUGCCUCGGGCAGGUCCUGCGUCGACUCGAUAAACUCAAGUCACAGAAUUCGAACACGAAGAGCCUCGAAUCGAUCAAGUACGCUGCGUUAAGCUGUCAACGGCCGCUCGAGGGUUUCUUGGUGAGAAUAAGGCGGUAUGAGGAUACUCUCGGUGUAAGAGCCAAACAAAAUGUCUUUGGCAAGUCAAUGGAGGCCAACAACUCCAUGCUCACCACACUCUACCAAAUGGUAUGUGGUGAUAUUUCCAGCGGCUUGAAGUCUCUCAUGAGCAUGGCAUCAACUGUCUGCGUGACAACGCAGCAAAUGUACGGGAUCCUUCUCGAAAUCAAGUCUUCCUUUCACGUUGCCGAUGCCCGAUGGAUUUGGUUCCAAGAGCCCUUCAAGGUCGAGGAUGCGUUGGGAAUCAAGUUCCCAAUUCCUGCUGAGUACAACUUCGACUUAAUCGACGCCAUUAUCAAGACGCGAUUCAAGAGUGGACCAGGCUCUCGAGAAUCUCCGGUGGCGGCAGAUUCUGUUUGGAAUGUCAAGUCUGGUUUGGCGAAUCGACCCGGAAACGCAAACGCGUCGAAGAUUUUGUCGAGCAAGAAAAUCGCCAACGUCGACGCUUCUCGACAGAACCAUCCAGCGAAGCUCACCAUGUGGGCAACUCUCAGCUCUGCAGAAGACCUUCCCUACCUGAUGAGGAAACUGGCGCAUACAAAAAUGUUCGCUGUGCUAAGCCCAACGAUGUACCAACUGCACCGAUUGAGGAAGAUUCAACUGAAUCUAAAGAUGAUAGCACCAACAUCAAACAUGCAGAAAAAGACGAGUCUCCACACGCUCUAA
Messenger RNA from Lasiodiplodia theobromae, 951 nucleotides. RefSeq lists its product as uncharacterized. The record is from RefSeq and is a predicted model, not a curated record. The transcript has 6 exons. The coding region runs from base 1 to 951 and encodes 316 amino acids. NCBI's taxonomy places the organism in Eukaryota, Fungi, Ascomycota, Dothideomycetes, Botryosphaeriales, Botryosphaeriaceae.